AUGAGAGAUGAAGUCAGAUCGGUUUGUUUGCGGUUAACGAUCUUCUCCAGACAGGUAUUUAUGAAUGACAGGGAUAACUUUAUUUUAGCUUGCUGGUUUUAUCAUCUCUCAUGUUGGCCUUUGCGCAUUGGUGGCCUUAUAUGCAGUUCUUGGAGCAUUUAUGUUCAGAGCUAUCGAAUAUCCGGAGGAAUUACAAUUCCAGGGACAUAUUGCAAAUGACACCUGGAAGACUGUUGAAUUGUUAUAUAAAUUCAUCGAUGAAUCCAAUGUCAUCGAAGAAAAUGAAGUCAAAAAGAAGGCCCACGAACUCUUCAAACAUUAUGAGUUGCUACUAGUAAAGGCAGUUAACUAUGAAGGAUACGACGAGAAGGAUGACGUUAAACCGACAUAUCAAUGGACAUUCUCUGGAGCAUUGUUAUACUCCAUAACUGUCUUUACAACUAUUGGAUAUGGCCACAUUUGUCCAAAGACUGCUUUGGGAAGAGGAAUGACCAUCUUAUACGCUAUGAUUGGUAUCCCCUUGAUGCUUUUGUGUUUGGCCAAUAUUGCUGAAAGUUUGGCCCAGGUUCGUUUUGUCAUCAUUUUCUUUAUUUCUUUAGGUAUUCACAUUUGUAUACUUCAAAGUUUGCUGUGCUUAUUGUCGAUGGCAAGCUAAGAGAAGAAGAGUUCGAAGGGCCGCCCUCAGCUUCAGAUAUCACCCAAAUGCUCCAGUUAAUGUACGACGGGGUAAGGAAUCACAAUUAUGUAAGCUCACGACGAUUAUUAAAAACUUUACGGCUCAUUCAGCUCGAACGAUCUCAAGACACAAUAGUCAAUUAAAGAGGGGGGCUAGCAUAAACAGAAAGAAUAUGCCCUUGAGAAGUGGCUUCAGCGACACAAAGAGCAUGAAGUCGGUAAGAUCCCUCAACAGAUACGACACUCACUCUCUGCCUGGGAAAAGAAAAAUAAGUCACGCAAAGCAUGGAUCUCCUUCGGAUCCUUUGGCCAGAAAUAAUUUUUCGAAGGGGAAGGUACAAAAACAUUCAACUGUGCAUGGAUUGGUGGAUUCGAGCAGCCUCGAAAUGGAUCCAUUAUUUAAUUAUCAGAAAAGAAGGAACCUGAUCAAAUGUUGUGAUCGGCCCAGAAGAGAAUACGGAAGAGGUAAGGAGACUUAGUUCCUAACCUGUGCUUAAGGAGGUCUUCCAGUCAGAUAUCUAAACAGUGAUGAUGACAAGUCAGCCAUCCUGGAGGUCAAGUCUAAUAACAGUGUCAAUGGGACUGGCUCCAUGCAAUCUUGGAAUAGGGGAUCAGCUACAGCUCCAAUUAGGAGGAAGCCAAAGAGAAGACCUCCCAAACAUUUUGAUGAUUCAGUCAUUUCAGGGUAGGGGAAGUUGGAAAGGUGGUGGAAUUAUAAAUUUAGAAAUGGAAAAGUGCCUCAAAUAACAGUUAGCGACAAUGAAAAAGAACGAUUGGCUCAUGGGACAGAUACAAUGUCUGAUGAAGAAGAUUACGUCGACCCGUCAAUUUCAGUCCAUCAUCUAAGUGCCUUGAGGGAAAGUGAAGGUGGCACUCCACCCCGAGCACUGCCCAAACAAAGCUCAGUCGAUGCCCAAUCAGUGACCCGACGCCGAGACGAAGUGAGGUCUUAUCGGAGCGAGGAACGGAGUGAUGACUUCAGCAUCCGCUCAUUCAGACGUGGCUACAAAAGGGAGAAGAUGCCUGUUUCAGUCGGAAUCAUCACUGUCAUACUGUUCAUUGCCGGAGGGGCUAUUCUGUUUGCUAUUUGGGAAGAUUGGAAUCUGUUCGACGGAGCCUACUACUCCUUUAUUACCUUAUCUACUAUUGGAUUUGGUGAUAUUGUUCCUGGGCAGACUCUCGACGACGAGGAUUCCCAGGAGAAACUCAUCGUUUGUGCGUUAUAUCUGUUAUUUGGUAUGGCUCUGAUCGCCAUGUGCUUUAAACUUAUGCAAGAUGACGUUGUCCAAAAGGCCAGAUGGUUGGGACAAAGAAUUGGCAUUAUAGGUAAGGUGCUGGGAAUUACGGAAACCAAAAUCUUAUAGUGAAAGAGGAAUCGUCAGAGUCUGAAUCAGAGUUCGAGGAUGAGAUUGUGAUCGAGGAAGACGACGACGAUGAUUUUUUGGAUGAAAAGGAGAUUGAGAAUGUAAGAAAAGACCAUCAAUUAUCACAAACUUUAGGUCAUAAGCAGAUAA
Molecule: messenger RNA, 2189 nt
Organism: Bursaphelenchus xylophilus (pine wood nematode)
Lineage: Eukaryota; Metazoa; Nematoda; Chromadorea; Rhabditida; Aphelenchoididae
Source: the annotation of a GenBank genome assembly